UGCUUCUUAAAUGUAGCUGAUAUUACAACAGAGGCAUUUAGAAAGAAAAACAGAGGAACAGAGUUUUGGCUUGAGGUUAGUCAUUGGUUUUGUUAGACUGCAAAGGCUUUCCGCUCUACUGUCGUCAUCAAGUCAUCAGAGAACAGGAAAACAGUUUAAGAGUGAUCUCUCUGCUGCGGUUCCCGCAGAGGUGCUGAUGAUAUGCAAGCUAAGGAGACUUAAUUCACCCUACAGCAACUCUGAAAAAGCUUUGGGUUCCAGUAACUGUUCAUCUCUCAAAAAAGGAAGAGGAAUACAUGUUGUUGAACUGCUUAUAGUUGUGAAAAUGUCAUCCAGUUAUAAUAACACUCACUGUGGCCUGUCACCUCAAAGCCUGGUGUCCUCUAUCCUGCCUCCUGUGCUCAUCGUCGAGCUCCUGCUGGGCCUGCCAUGGAACCUGCUAGCAUUCUGUGUCUUCUGCCGCCACCUUCAGUCCUGGACACCUAAUGUUGUGUUUCUCUUGAACUUGGUCUUGGCUGACUUUCUGCUCCUGGUGAGCUUACCUUUCCGAAUUAACUACCUUCAGAAAGGGGAAGACUGGGUGUUUGGUGAUGCUUGGUGUCGGAUUAACCUCUUCAUGCUUGCUGCCAACCGGUCAGCAAGUAUCGGCUUCAUGACUGCUGUGGCUGUGGAUCGAUACUUUAAAGUAGUCCAUCCUCACCAUACAGUGAACUUCAUCAGUUCACAGCAAGCUGCAGGGAUUGCUUGCUUCAUCUGGGCUGUGGUGUUUUCACUGCGGCUCCCUCUUCUGCUGACUGACGACCUCCUGAUGAAGCAUGACAAUCGCUCGUACUGUCGGAGCUUCAACCCCUAUAAGGAUCCAAAACCGGGGAUCAUGCUCCACUAUACAGUGUACUUAGCCGAGUUCUUUCUCUCUCUGAUGGUCCUGCUUUUCUGCUCCUUCAGAAUCUGCUGUAUCUUACAUCGCCGUCAUAUAGACAAAAAGAAAAAUGUGCGUCAGGCUGUAAGGAUUGUUUCGGUAAUCAAUGUGGUCUUUAUCAUAUGCUUCUGCCCUGGUGUUGCUACUGGGCUGACUGCACUCUAUAUGAAGAAACUGGGGGAGGAGCACUGUUAUAUCUUCAAACAAAGUGGUGAGUUGUUUGUAAUGGCCAUUGGGUUCACAUACCUGAAUAGCGUGCUGGACCCGGUAAUCUAUGGAUUCUGCAGCUCUAUGUUCCGGGAUGCUGUGAAGAAAAUGAUCAAUCGGUUUGGAGUGGUGGAACUAAUGCUCAGUCACCGUGGCAACACAGCGAAUGGAGAUAAAGGCUAAAGGCAAGAGGACACUGAUGGGACAAACACAAACAAACAGAAAUGUUUGCUUUGCUUCGUGUUUGGCUGUAGAAAGACUCUAGGAUAUUCUCUGCCCAUUCGCUCAAGUUCAUUUCACUUGUAUUCUUUCCAGAACAUUUUAUGUACAACUGCAAACAUUAGAGUGUUUGUGUUUGUCCUGUCAGUGAACUCUUUAAGAAGGUUUGAUUCUUGAAGAAACAUUAUAUUCAACGAUAUUCCCUGGAUGAUGCAAAAAAUUAUUUAAAUAAAAGCACAUAAUUUCACAGACCUACCCGAAAA
This is a messenger RNA of Colossoma macropomum (tambaqui), 1608 nucleotides long. RefSeq names its product hydroxycarboxylic acid receptor 2-like. Lineage: Eukaryota; Metazoa; Chordata; Actinopteri; Characiformes; Serrasalmidae. Gene Ontology annotation, molecular function: G protein-coupled receptor activity. Gene Ontology annotation, cellular component: membrane. The coding region runs from base 197 to 1309 and encodes 370 amino acids. The transcript is spliced from 2 exons. Gene Ontology annotation, biological process: G protein-coupled receptor signaling pathway. The record is from RefSeq and is a predicted model, not a curated record.